ACAGUGGCUAUACCUACAGCAACAUUAUCGCGGUCCUUUUAUAUAGACGCGUUCGCCGGGAUCCGCUGUUAUUCGUUCGUCGGGUCCGCGCCGCUGCAGUUCGCCGACCGCCUUCGACCGAUUCGCGCGCCGAUCGCCAAACGACGACGUUCGGACGACGCGUUGCCAGGCGGACGAAAAUGACGUUCUGUUCGUCGCGGACGAGUUUCGGCAACCGCCAACGACAGGACCAGCACCACCGCCACUACCGUCAGCACGGGUCGAUUCUGCCGUUACCGUAAAAGCACGAUACACAGUACCUCGUCCGCGCCUCACGAAUAACUUUAUACGCGUUCAAACAACACAACAACAGUAUAAUAAAACUGUUCACGUCCUUUCCGAAGUGCAGUCGUGCGCAUAAGAUAUAUUCGACGUCGAUCCCUAUUCCGGAAUACCGCUCUACGCGUGAUCUAUAUAGGUAUCAUCUGCAAACGAUCGACCGAAACGUGUUAACUCGGUGUUUAUAUACUCAGUGGGUAGGUGCGUACCGUCCGAUAUAAUAUCAUAAUAUUAUAUUUCCGCGGCGCUAUGCACUAUUACGUGCUGGCCGCGCUGCUCAACGCGGCCCUCGCGGCCGGUCUGCAACGGCACGCGGUGUUCGGCGCCGGCCACCGACUGCAGCAGUGGCGACAGACCGACGACCGGCCGGACUACCUGCACUUUUUGGCCACCGCCGCCGGCGGCGGCGGCGGCGGCGGCGUGUUGCCCCGCAGGACGUGGACGCGGCAGCAAGACGGCCAACCGACCGCGACCGGCCGCAGACAACGCCGGUUUCAGACGUCCAACGCGGUCCCGGCGAUGGGCUACUGGAAGGCCCUGCACCGAAAACUGGAAGUGCAGUCCAAGUGGCCCGGCACGGAAAAGUACGCGAACGAGAUGUACUUGGCGGCAACGACGGACGAUUAUAUCAGACAAGAAGGAUAUCCAGCGGAAAGGCACACGGUGAUCACGACGGACGGUUACAAUCUGACGCUACAUAGGAUACCAUACAGCCGAAACGAAGACCUAACGACCUUCACAAGAAAACCGGCAGUGUUGGUCCAACACGGUAUACUGUGCAGUUCGACGGACUGGGUGAUUACAGGACCAAAUAGUAGUCUAGCGUUUCUAUUGUCGGACGCGGGAUACGACGUGUGGCUUGCGAAUUCCAGAGGAAACACGUAUUCCAGAAACCAUGUGACCCUAGACCCGGCGAAAGAACCGGAAAAAUUUUGGGAUUUCAGCUGGCAUGAGAUGGGCACGAUCGAUCUGCCUAACACGAUCGAUUACAUUCUAGACAAGACAGGUGAACCGGACUUGAACUACGUUGGACACUCCAUGGGCACAGCCAUAUUUUACGUCCUGUGCUCGGAGAGACCAGAGUACCAAGACAAAGUCCGGUCGAUGGCAGCCAUGGCGCCGAUCGCCUACCUAAACCACGUUAAAAGCCCGAUCAUGACGUUCUUGUCAUCCGUGGCAGACCCGUUGGCAUGGUUGUGCAACAGUCUGGGAUACUACGAGUUCAGGCCGAACAGCAAAAUUCUACUGUUCGCGGGAAAAGCUUUCUGUGAAGCCAACUCACUGAAGGAAGGAGUUUGCGAUAACUUGUUGUUUCUGUUUGCUGGAUACGACUCGAAACGUCUGAUUAAAAGCGUUCUACCCAUAAUUUUGGCACACACUCCGGCCGGGGCUUCCGCACGUCAACUCACUCAUUUCGCUCAACUCAUGAAACGCGAUAAAUGGUUUGGGCAGUACAACUACAAUAAACAGAAAAACAUAGAAAAAUACGGACAACCGGAACCGCCGGCUUACGACCUGACCGGAAUCACAGUGCCCGUGGCUCUGUACCACGCGCAAAACGAUUGGCUGUCGUCCGUGGAGGACGUCGAAGUUCUCGCGGGCAAGCUCCCGAAAGUGGCCGAGAAGAAGGUCAUGCCAUUCCCGGAGUUUAAUCACUUGGACUUCCUGUGGGCAAACGACGUGAAAAGCAUCGUUUACGACGAUCUGAUCGAGUUCAUGAAGAGGUACGACCGGAAGUAUGAUGUGGACGUAGCGCUACGGCCGUCGGUGGAAGUGGACGCGAACGUCGUGCACACGGACUUCAUCGUAUCCGACGUGCGGUAGGGGUGGUGUGUAACGAAUGCUGCAAACCGCCGACCUGUAAAGACAGUUACGGGCGCGAUGCGAGAAAUCGCGUUUUAAAAUAACUAAGAAAUAGCAAAUACGUCGUGGACGACCUCGGAAGUGCAUAAAAACGUCUAAGUACAUAUAAGUGUAUAUCGUUGGGGCUAAAAGCAUUGGAUAUAGAAUACUGACUGUAACCGCACAAAAUAUGUAUCAGAAAAAAAAAUUGUAUACAAAUUUAUAACAAUUAUCGUUGGAAAAGUGCAUAAAUAUUUAAAUAGUAUGCAUUAAAUGCGAUAAUACGUAUGUCAUAACUCAUAACAUACCUUUCUCACUCUCUCUCUCUAAAAUAUAAUUAUAAAAAAACGUUAAUACAGUUGGAAUGAGAUAUUUAAUAUUUUAAAAUCAGAUUAAAAAUGAAUAAAAAAAAAAAAAAAUGGUUAAUCAAAAAGAGUUUUGAUAAAACAUGCGUUGUCUCUCAUGCCUCGAUAGAUCGCAUUAUUAUAGUUACCUACAGAAACAAAUAUAAAAAUUUACUACGACCACUGUACACAAUUUCAAAACUGUUGUGAAUCAAUAAAUAAAGAACACAAUUUUAAAUAUCUAUGAAUUGAAAUCAGUAGUAAUAUACUAAUUUAUGCGUGAAAGAACCAAAUUAAUGUUGUAGUAAAAAAUAUAGAAAAAUUAAUUAUACAUUAAAAAAUCUAAGCAAUUCUAGAAUUACUUAAAUUACUUAGUAUUGGUAAAAUCAAUAACCUACUUUUUAUGAUAUAUUAAAUUGGGGCAGUGCGUUCGAUAAUGCUAGAACUCGGUUAGAAAUAUGUCAAAUUAUUAAAACACACCUCAAUAAAAAAUGAAUAUAUUCAAAAAACAACAAAUUUAAAUUAUUAAAAACUAAACGUGCUACUAGUUUAAAAAAUCUAUCUAAAAAUUACUGAUAUAUUUAAAAACCAGUUUGUAAUACAAUCAAUAUUGCAAGGAGUAAACACAACUCACAAGACACGCAAAAAUCAAUUUUAUAAUAAAUUCAAAUAAAACCACAUCUGAUAGAUAUUUUGAAAUAUAAUUGGAACCAAAUUAU
This is a messenger RNA of Melanaphis sacchari, 3223 nucleotides long. RefSeq names its product lipase 3-like. Bases 568 to 2142 code for a protein of 524 amino acids. The transcript has 8 exons. Lineage: Eukaryota; Metazoa; Arthropoda; Insecta; Hemiptera; Aphididae. Gene Ontology annotation, biological process: lipid metabolic process. The record is from RefSeq and is a predicted model, not a curated record.